AUGUUUCGAAACAUUGUUUUAUUUUUAUGCAUCGGUUAUUGUUUGGCUCAAGAUUAUCCAAAAUAUACUGAAUCAUCUCCCCAGUUGACGUAUGUUGCUGAAAAAUAUCCAGCUGCACCUCCUCCACCUCCACCACCACAUCGACCACCAGCAAAUAAUGUAUACAAAACACCACCACCAACACAUGUAUGAUUUUUAUUUUUUUUUCGGCAAAACGUUCCGCAUCGGUACCCAAAAAUAUUUUACUUUCAGGUUUAUGUGACUCCGCCUCCUGUAAAAGCUACAACAACCAAAGCCCCAGCAACGUAUCCUGUGAGUUAGCCUAAAAUCUGUUUUAAAAAUUCUAAUGAUCUUCCAGACUGCCGCACCGCCUGCAAAACCUCGCCCGGUCGCCUAUAAUUAUCCAGAGCGGAAUCUACCACUCAAGGGAUGCUUCUACAAUGAUCACGGUUAUGCUUGUUGUAGUAAACCUCUUCAAGGAGCCAUGGAAGAGUUAGCCGAUGUAAUAAUUCUGAGCCCACUGAAAAAAAAUCUGAAAAAUUUCAGGAUCUUCUAAACAAUGGAACGUUUCAUCGAUGUAACGUUCAAAAAAUCGCCAACAAACUGCAAGAGAAAGUUCAAGAAGCGUAAGUCUGAUGUUAUCUAUAUUUAUUACGCUACCAGUUUUGGCUUCCAGAUUUGAGGAUGAUUUCGAAACCGUUGUUGGUUUAUCCGAUUUUGCGGAACGUGUACAUUUUCGAAAAUAUUAUGUUUGUAAAAUCGAAGUGAAUGGAAGGUAAAGCAAAAUUUCUGGAAAUUUUUCUCUCAUAUGGAAAUAUUUAUAGAUAUAUGUUGGCUUAUUCAACACCAGAGCAAUCUUCAAAACGACUUCGGGCAAAACGAGAUUAUAACUCGGAAGACGAUGAAAUUCAUGAAUACAAUUUCUGA
Molecule: messenger RNA, 927 nt
Organism: Caenorhabditis angaria
Lineage: Eukaryota; Metazoa; Nematoda; Chromadorea; Rhabditida; Rhabditidae
Source: the annotation of a GenBank genome assembly